AUGGAGGGAAGUGCGAGCACAGGACACGGGCUGAAAGCAGCAAAAGAGACCUUGAAUGGCAUUGACAGCUCAAUCCGGCCGGUAUCGACCUCACGGCAAACUGCCAUGAUCUCUCACGGAGGGUUGGUCAAAGACGCAACAGAAGUGUACGGGACAGGCCCAGUUCUGCUUCGAAUAGGAAACGGGGGCGCAGGCGCGACGGGAGUCAUAGGAGCUUUGGCAAAUGACUAUCUCGGCACUCUUUGCGAGAAGCGAUCCAUUUUCUGGGUCUGCAACCAUUCUAGGAACACCCAACUAGCCCUCCUCCAUGGAUAUGUUGAUAUCGCCCUGACGUACGAGCGGGACCAGGAAGACCUCGCUGCAUCUGAAGGCUGGUCAUUGACUAAAGGCUGCGUGUUCCACGAUCACUUUUGCCUCGCAGGACCUCUUAACGACCCGGCUGGUGUUGGAAACGCGACGUCUUUGUCAAAUGGCCUGACAAAGAUCGCGGAAUCUAAAUCGCUUUUCCAUAGUCGAGCUGACACAUCAGCAACGAUGUGGAAAGAGCGAGGUCUCUGGUCGGCCUGCAACUUGAGUCCGUGGGAGGGAUCGGAAAGCAGGAGCUCUGACGACCAAUGGUAUCAGACCAGCCUGCUCUCACCAUCAGAAGCCUUGAUGAAGGCAGAUGCUGCCGGGGCUUACCUCCUCACCGACCGGUCGACCCUCCUGCGCCAAGUAUCGACAGGCACCAUCUCUAACACGACUGUAUUCUUCGAGCCAUCUGCGGAGAGUGACGUAUUAAUGAACAGCUGCUACGCACUGUGCUCGCCGACGCCGUCACAAGACACCCUUGACUUCCUCGGGUACCUGUUCACGGACCGAGCUCAGGACAUCGUCGGAUCGUAUGGAGCUGAUGAAUGCGGACUUCCGUUGUUUGCUGCGGCGGCAGAUGGUUUUGCGAGGACAACACUGAAGGGAGGGAGGCCCGUACGAAGGCGUUGGGCCUCAAAGGGUGUCUGA
This is a messenger RNA of Diaporthe citri, 999 nucleotides long. RefSeq lists its product as uncharacterized. The transcript has 3 exons. The record is from RefSeq and is a predicted model, not a curated record. NCBI's taxonomy places the organism in Eukaryota, Fungi, Ascomycota, Sordariomycetes, Diaporthales, Diaporthaceae. The coding region runs from base 1 to 999 and encodes 332 amino acids.